UUUUAUGUACACAGGUCUUGCAACACGCCUGGUUCGAUAAAACAUUUUCUGUUUCUGAUAGCAUUGUAAAAGAUUGAUCAGAACUUCUAAUACAUAUUGCAUCGCUUACUUUCAGUCAGUUUAAAAAUAACAUUUAUACUGUUACCAAAACAAUCGUUGCUUCCGAAACAAAUCAACAGAAGUCCUUCUAUUCAUUUAUUUGAUAAUUGAUUUUUUGAGUAAAAGUUGGCAGCAAGUCAAGCAUUUGAAUUACUUUUUACUCUAACCUCCAUAACCAUUCUUUCAUUAAUGGCAGAAGCAGCAGCAAAAACGGGGAGAAAACGUGACCCUAUUUGGACGGAGUUCAAAAGACUACCGGGCAAUAAAGCCAAAUGCCGCCACUGCGAACAGCCUGAAAUAAUUUCAGGCGUAGCGCACCGAAUGAGAUUCCAUUACUUGAAGUAUCAUCAACAAAGGAAAAAGCACUCGAUCAAAAAUCAUUCAUUAACAAAAACUUCGUCAGAACAUUCAGAUGUUUCAAAAUUAGCCAAAAGUGAGAAAAAAACAAUCAAUCAGGCUAUUGAGAAGUUUUUUAUUGACUGCAAAAUCCCUGCCGAUAAAGCAAAGCACGAGAGUUUCAUAAAUAUGACCAAAGCAUUGCAUCCCAGUUAUAAAAUUCCAGAUGGUUUUGAAGAAAGUCUGAAUUAUCAAGAAAUGCUGAAAUCAAUAAUCCAUUACAACGGUAGCGACUUUGUCACAUCUUCAAUCGAAAUUGAGUACAAUUGCCAGCACCUGCCGGAAAAAUUUACUAUAAAGCCUUUAUCGCGCUGGACAUUCGCGCAAGGAAACCUUAAUCUCACUGUGGAAACGCCUUGCCAAGUUCGAGGUAAGACUAAUUUUCAGGUCAUUUUCGAUGCCUGUUUAGAGAACAAAAUUUUCACACAAACAACUGAAGACGCGCCUUUAACAGGAGUUCUAACGAAACAGUUAGAUCGUCCCCCACAAUUGCACAAGCAGACGCUACCUCUUCCUCCAGUUUACGAGUACUGUUGCCAACAGGAGGUAAUGAAUCAGAUACAUGUCGAAUUGCAAAAGAGUGAUCUCUUUCGAAGCAUCCAACAUCAUGCAGGCAACAAUUUUCUGCAGUUUUCAAUCGAUGAACAAGUUAAUUUUGUCAAUGAAAAUUUCUCCGGAAUCGAUAGAGAUCUGACUGGACCGUUCGCAAUAAACUGCGGUAGAGCUAAGAAUCUUCUAGAUAGUCUCACUUCUUCAAUAUCUUUAAUGAAACAUGAUGGCCUGGGUUGCAGCACACAUGCAUGGAAGCGUUUGCUCUCCGAAUACGAUGAAAACCUCAAAACUGAGGAUCGAGAGUGGCUUGAGUUAGCUCAAAGACUAUACGAGAAACACGCGCCUGUAUUUGCACUAGUUGCUUAUGCUGUAGACCCGGAGUAUUUAGGAGAAAAACUGACGGAACUAGAAAGGGAAUAUGCGGCCAACUGGGUGCAAGAGUUCUACCCUGAAUGCUUCUCCGAUUAUCAAAAAUUUACCGGUCUCAGCAUCGAUCAUUUGAACAGUCUACGUAAAGUUUUUGAUGAAAAGAAUCUGGAAUUUUGGAAAGGGCUUCUUGAAUUUGGAAUAAUAAAUGCGCCAUUUGCAGCUAUGGGGAAAAUCUUGACAAAUCUCGUCUGCUCUACAUAUGUAGAUGUGUCAAUCAAACCCGAAGACUUUGGCCCGGCUAGUGACAUAAGUGACAUAUCGGACAAUGACGAGAACAGUUAGACGGCUUUUCCACUGAUCUAAGCCUUUAUCGUCAAUUUUACUACAAACGUGCCUAUACCAUUUAGAGUAAAUUAUACUUUUAGUUCCAGAGUUCAACUUUAAAAAUCAAAAAAAAUACUUGGUUUUGAUCCAAUUAUUCGCAACUUGCCACAACAGGGGUUUGAAAGUUCAUGUAAACUUGUUCCCAAAUUCAAUAGAUUUAUAGUUAGCUCUCUAGAACUGAUACGAGUUCUUUGUUCACUAGUUAAUUAACACAUGCUCAAGAUAAUAUUGGCCACUGUUUUAGUUUUGUUUUCUUUUUUGAAUAACUAAAAAUGUUAUAAUUAUCCAUUUUAAAAAAGUGCUUUUUUUCAUAAUCUAGUUUCUAAAUGUAGUUUCAUGAGCACUAUCAUUACUUACAUUACAUAAAGUUUGGAUAAUUCUGUCGAUUGUUUUAUUUCAUGGCCGAAGUUGUAUCACCUUCUCUGUUUCCACCACAAAUGCUUUUUCUGAUCUCUUAAAAUUCCACCCACUCGAUAUAGAGAGAUCAGUCGAUGACUCAUGUCGAAUUAUCCUCAGGGCGGUUUCAUUCUGAAUCACACGUCCACAUGAGAAGCAUUUUGCGCUGUUGAGACGAUUUGGAAUUGCUUUGCAGAAAAAACACUCGUGUGGUGGGUCAGUCAGAUAAUUCGAAGUGAUGUAAUUUAUGUUUUCCUGGCCUCUGGCCAUUGUAAAAUUGUUUCGAAAGA
This is a messenger RNA of Symsagittifera roscoffensis, 2486 nucleotides long. RefSeq lists its product as uncharacterized. Bases 289 to 1758 code for a protein of 489 amino acids. The transcript has 2 exons. The record is from RefSeq and is a predicted model, not a curated record. NCBI's taxonomy places the organism in Eukaryota, Metazoa, Xenacoelomorpha, Acoela, Convolutidae.